UAAAGCAGUAGAUUUGCAAUCAAUGUAAUGAUUCUGAGUGGAGUCUGAACUUAGCAUCAACAAGCACAAAUACCAGCGGGGUGAUUUGUCCAUGCUGGGUAUUAUAUUGCAUUCUAUUAGGUCAGAUCUCGGGAAAGUUUCCUUGUACGGUGCCAUCUGGGUCUGAGAUUCAUAUUUGAUCAAGCGUUGACGCGCCGCUACCUAUUUGACGUGAACCCCCAUUUGCAAUUUGACUCCCGAGGAUUUCCAUGUACUUUGGACAUGCACAUGGAAAUUCCGGAGCUGCCUCUCCCUGUGACUGAACACAUGCAUGUGUCUUAUCGUGGCUUUCCCGACUAACCCAUAACUGGACUAGCGUGCCGUGGAUAACGCCUGAAUAACCUCGGUCUGACGAAGCCGCGCCGCUACAAGCAUCAUCGCAUCUUCUGGAAUACCGAGACCGGGACGACAAAAGCAAAAACAACCACCAAUUCUGCCCCUUCUGCCAUUUGAAACCCGUCCAUUCGGCACGCAUAAUACCCUUUUGACGGUGGAUCUAGAAAACCGCCUCGUCUUGCUGGCUGGAAGUGAGUGGCAACGGCGCGCCAGAGUAAUCGUCACGUCAAGUGGAUAGACCCGCGUGCAGACACGACCAGCGAAUAGACGCCUCACAUCUCAUCUGCAUUGAAACGGCUGCUACCCAACGAGGCAACGAUAGUCCCCGAGCGAAACGCAACGUCCAUUGUAUAUAAUCGGAGCUUCCCCGCCGGACCAUGGGCAAAUCAUCCUCCAAAACCAUAAUGGACACAAAGGUCCUCCCCCUCAUCCCUCUCGCCCCUCCGCUCGCCGUCCUCCCCUCCACAACCCUCAAGAUCCCAAUCGCGAACCGCUCUGAUAUCGCUGCUAUUCUUGCCAAGAUCUAUUCUAUCUCACCGAAUGCACGACCCGAUGCCGCCAUCACCGUUGCCUGUGUGCCGCUCAACUCACUGCAUGUGGCACCUUCCGAUGGGAAACUGCUGAUCGAUGAUGGGAAGGAGAAGGAAGGAGAGGCGUACCAGAUAGAUCCCGUACACGCGACCAGGAGGGAUGUCUUUGGGUAUGCGUGCGUGGCAAAAGUCAGUGGUGUGCAGGGGAGACGGCAGGGAGAGCUGAGUUUGGUGGUCGAGGGACUGGAGAGGGUAAAAGUUGUGGAUGUUGUACAGGAGAGGCCAUAUUUUGAGGGUGUGUUGGGUUCCUGUGAGGAAUUCGUUGAUGUCACCAGCUCGGAACUCGCGGAGCAGUUCAAUCAGUUGAAGCAGCUUUCGAGAGAAUUGCUCGCCCUCGUCCGGCUAUCCUCGAUACUACCUCGAACGCCGAAUGUUUCGCUAUCGCCGCUCGUAGCCCGAAGAAUGGAACUAUUUAUACAGCGGAAGGAUAUUGCCGAAGCUGGAAUAUUAGCAGACUUCAUGGCGAAUGUGGUGGAUUGCACCCAUGAGGAGAAACUACGAAUUCUUUCGGCUUUGGACGUCAAAGAUCGAGUGGAUCGUGUGAUAGAGGUCUUGCAGAGGCAGAUUAGCAGUAUCCAGGGUAACACACGGAUAGCCAUUAGCACGGCAACGAUGACGAGUCCAGUUGGAAAUAUCGAUAUCGACCAAUUGAGACGGUUGCAGCAAGAGGCAUUGUUGAGAAGAGGAAAGAUGGGAGCUCCCGCGGGUAUGCCCAAUCUUCCCGGCGGUUUCUCCAGUGGCGGAGGAGCAAAUGUGGGAGACGAUGAGCCCAACGAGAUUGAAGAGCUGAAGAAGAGGCUAGAUGACGCAAAACUAUCCCCUGACGCGGACAAGGUCGCGCAACGUGAGCUACAGAGGUUACAGAAGAUGAACCCGGCACAGGCGGAGUACCAAGUGUGCAGGAAUUACCUCGAGAAUCUUGCAGAGAUACCUUGGACAAAGAUGACAGUUGACCAGUUGGAUGCGAAGACUUUGGUUAGGGCACGCGAGCAGCUCGACAAUGAUCACUACGGCCUGGACAAGAUUAAGAAACGGUUGCUGGAGUAUCUAGCUGUACUGAAGCUCAAGGAGCAGGCGAAUCGUACAAUCGACGAGCAGAUUCGCGCGUUGACAGAGACGGCACAUCCCAAGGAGGAAAAAGAGGCCGAUGCUGGAGACAAACCCGCCCCGGAGCCAUCAAGCGAAGAGUUGGGUUUGCUCGAGAAGAAGCGUAUGGUCGAUAAGUCACCCAUCAUGCUGCUCAUCGGGCCACCUGGAACCGGAAAGACAUCGCUUGCAAAGUCCAUCGCUACAGCCCUAGGACGCAAGUUUCACCGCAUCUCGCUGGGCGGCGUCCGUGACGAAGCUGAGAUUCGCGGACAUCGCAGAACGUAUGUCGCUGCUAUGCCAGGAUUGAUCGUUUCCGGUUUAAAGAAGGUCGGAGUUGCUAACCCUGUCAUUCUGUUGGACGAGAUCGACAAACUGAGUGGAUCAAAUCACAAUGGCGACCCCAGCGCUGCUAUGCUUGAAGUGCUUGAUCCAGAGCAAAACCACACUUUCACAGAUCACUAUGUCAACAUCCCUAUUGAUCUGUCCAAGGUUCUCUUCAUUGCUACAGCGAACAGCCUGGAGACAAUACCACCGCCGCUGCUGGACCGCAUGGAGACCAUCCAAUUGAGCGGUUACACGACAUUGGAGAAACGACACAUCGCCGAACGACAUCUUAUUCCCAAGCAGAUUACUACUAAUGGUCUACUAGCCGAGAACAUUGAGAUUCCCGUCGACGUUCUUGAUAAGGUCAUUAUGUCCUACACCCGCGAAUCCGGAGUGCGAAACCUGGAGCGCGAGAUUGGUUCCGUCUGUCGCUCCAAAGCCGUCGAAUACGCAACCGCAAAAGACACCGACACACUCUCGGCAUACAACCCGGUCGUCACGCUCUCGGAUCUUGACGCUAUUCUGGGGAUUGAAAAAUUUAGCGAGGAACUCACUGAGCAGCACUCGCGCCCUGGCGUCGUCACAGGUCUCGUCGCAUACAGCACUGGCGGCCAAGGUAGCAUCCUCUUCAUAGAAAUUGCAGAUAUGCCUGGAAAAGGCCGCGUCCAGCUCACCGGUAAGCUCGGUGACGUGCUCAAGGAGUCUGUCGAAGUUGCCCUCACUUGGGUCAAAGCACAUGCCUUCGAGCUCGGCUUGUCAUCAUCUGUCGACGAAGAUAUCAUGAAGAACCGUGCCAUCCACGUCCACUGCCCCAGCGGCGCUAUCCCCAAGGACGGUCCUUCCGCCGGUCUCGCGCAUACUAUCGCUCUCAUCUCGCUCUUCUCCGGAAAGCCGGUGCCCACGACUCUUGCUAUGACUGGCGAGGUAUCGCUGCGUGGCCGCGUCCUGCCCGUCGGCGGUAUCAAAGAGAAGCUUAUUGGGGCUCUUCGAGCUGGCGUCGAACGCGUAUUGCUACCUGAAGGUAACCGCAAAGACGCCAGGGAUCUACCAGAAGAGGUUACCAAAGGAAUGCAGAUUGAGUUCGUCAGCCAUAUUUGGGAGGGCAUUGGACUUGUUUGGCCGGAGAGGUGGGGUGGCGAGAGGGGAGUGGGCUGGGAGAGUCGGUUGUAG
Molecule: messenger RNA, 3548 nt
Organism: Periconia digitata
Lineage: Eukaryota; Fungi; Ascomycota; Dothideomycetes; Pleosporales; Periconiaceae
Source: the annotation of a GenBank genome assembly